Molecule: messenger RNA, 2489 nt
Organism: Salpingoeca rosetta
Lineage: Eukaryota; Choanoflagellata; Craspedida; Salpingoecidae
Exons: 2
Coding region: 365-2146 (593 amino acids)
Biological process (GO): phospholipid biosynthetic process
Cellular component (GO): endoplasmic reticulum membrane
Molecular function (GO): glycerone-phosphate O-acyltransferase activity; glycerol-3-phosphate O-acyltransferase activity
Source: RefSeq, a predicted model, not a curated record
CACAACACCAGCAGAUUGCAAGCGUCGCACAACAGCAAGCAAGCAAGCAAAUCAGACAGAAGCAAGAAGAAAGAAAAGCAGUGUGAGUGAAGAGUUUCUUGUGGACUGGAUGUGAAUGAGAGGACAGCUGCAGCACACACAGCUCUCUGACAAGGCCAACUUCCGCAACAGCGACAGCAACAACAAAAGCAACAAAAGCUGAAACAGUGCAGUACCUUCUUCUGCUACUUUGUGAACCGCUCUUCAAAGCCGGUUUGUGCCUCGCGUGCGCACACCCGCACACGCACAUCUGCACACACACACACACACAUCCGCACACGCACACCCGUGUUCAGCUGCGCAGGAGACCAGCUCAAGGGGCAAGAUGCAGUUAUUCAUUGCAGCGUUCAACCUGAGCGCUGCGCUGCUGGCCUCGAUUGCCUUUCACAUGAACACGUGGAACACGGCCCUGUCUGUCGUGAUGGCGCUCGUGUUCUCCGAGAUUGUGAGCCAGAAUGCCCAGUUCUACGCGCGCCUGCUGUUCCACAGCAUGCUCUACGUCUUCUUCAGGGAGAUUGACACGCGCAACGCCCACUGCAUCCCAAAGUCAGGGCCCGUCGUCUUCGUGUGCGGCCCGCACGCGAGCCAGUUUGUGGACCCCAUCCUGAUCAUCACCCACACGCCGCGCGACCUGCGUUUCCUCAUUGCCGCCAAGAGCGUCAAGCGCUGGUUCGUCGGCUUCAUGGCCCGCCUCAUCAACAGCAUCCCCGUGCAGCGACCGCAGGACGCAGCCGUGCGCGGCAAGGGCACGGUCACGGGCUCCUCCACCCUGAUUGUCGGCCACGGCACGACGUUCACCAAGGACUUUCAGGUCACCGACAGCAUUUUCGUUGCCGGCGAGGCAUACCGCAUCGAGAAGAUUGUGUCCGACACGCGCCUCGUCCUCAAGCGCCCGCUGACACGUGCGCUGCCCGUGCGCGCCAAGUUCAAGAUCUUCCCGCGCAUCGACCACUCUGUUGCGUACCAGCUGGUGUACCAGGCAUUCCACAACAACGAGUGCGUGGCCAUCUUCCCCGAGGGCGGGUCGCACGACCGACCGGAGCUGCUGCCGCUCAAAGCCGGCGCGGCCGUCAUGGCGCUCGGGGCAAUGGCAGACAACUGCAAGCCCAUCAAGGUCGUGCCCGUGGGGCUCAACUACUUCCACGGCCACCGCUUCCGCUCGCGCGCGCUGGUUGACUUUGGGCGGCCGAUUGAGGUUGAGCCGCACCUGGUGGAGGAGUACAAGGCCGGUGGGGAGCGGCGACGCACCGCCAUUGCCACGCUCAUGUCGACCAUCACGGAGGCCCUCAACUCGGUGACCAUCACCGCGCCAGACUACGACGAGCUGCGGCUGCUGUGGGCGAUCCGCCGCCUGUACAAGCCGGAGCACGUGGUGCUCACGCUGGAGCAGACGCAGCAGCUUACGCUUCGCUUUGCGGACCUGAAGGAGGUGAUGGGGGAGGAGCCACGCUUCAUGCGGCUGCUGGAGCGCGUGUCUGCGUACAACAAGCAGCUGGAAAGCUACGGUCUGCGCGAUCACCAGGUCAAGCGCACCGUCCUCAAGACAGAGACAGUCAUCUCCAUGCUCUUGUGGCGUGCGGUGUUGUUUGUGGUGGAGCUGCUUGCCCUGCUCCCUUUUAUGGUGCUUGGCCUGCCCAUCCUGUUUGCGUGCCGCCUCGUCUCGGAGAGCAAGGCCCGCGCUGCGGUGGCGGGCUCGAGCGUGAAGCUUGUUGGCCGCGACGUCAAGGCAACGUGGAAGAUCCUCACAGCAACAGCCAUCAUCCCCAUCUACUUUAUCCUCUACAUUGUGCUUGCGGGCGUGCUGUUCUCGUGGCGUGCGGCACUGGGCACGUUUGUGUGCCUGCCCAUGCUCAUGCUGGUGAGCCUGCGCAUAUGGGACCACUUUCUGCGCGUGUCCCGCUCGUUCUCGCCACUGCUUGUCGCCGUGUUCCACCGCAACGCUGGCCGGCAGCUGCUGCAGACGCGGCGCGAGCUCAAGCACGAGAUUCGUGAGGUUGUGCGCGAGUGCGCCGACAAGUUGCGCCGGCCACGCAUGUUCACGGAGGCCGACUUUGCUGGCGAGAGCGACACGGAUGAAGGCGAGGAGCCCUGUGAAUCAUCCGGAUAAUCGUGUGGUGUGUAAUGGUGUGUGCGUGUGUGUGUUUGUUUGUGUGGUGUGUAAUCGCUCGCGCGCGCGUGUGUGUUUGGCACCAAUCAAGCACCUGUACAUUUCUCCUUUUCUUCUUCUCUUCAUGCUGUUCUGGUGUGUCUUGGUAGAACUGCGUAUGUCUGUCCGUCCAAUGUGGCGUAACCAGAGCAUCGUGCUCGAAUGUGAAUGUGUGUAUGUGUUGAUGAUGAUGACGAUGACAUUCCUUUUUUUUUUUUCAGACGAAGUAACAAACUUGCGCUUUUCCUGUGCUUUGUCAUUUGUGGUCAAGUACACGCAAAGCAAACAACCAAAUGGACGCAAG